Molecule: messenger RNA, 3003 nt
Organism: Betta splendens (Siamese fighting fish)
Lineage: Eukaryota; Metazoa; Chordata; Actinopteri; Anabantiformes; Osphronemidae
Gene: cry1b
Product: cryptochrome circadian regulator 1b
Exons: 12
Coding region: 261-2021 (586 amino acids)
Biological process (GO): negative regulation of DNA-templated transcription; entrainment of circadian clock by photoperiod; circadian regulation of gene expression
Cellular component (GO): nucleus; cytoplasm
Molecular function (GO): DNA binding; FAD binding
Source: RefSeq, a predicted model, not a curated record
GCGCUUCUCGGAUAUUUUUUGCAUUAAUUUUUGCCCUGUGCUUUUUGAACGGGGCGGCAGUUGCGCGUUUAUUGGCGGACACAACGGCGCGUGGACGUCGCAGCGGCGGGAAUCCAGCGCGGACAUGUAAGCGAGCACAGGCGAGCACAUUACGGAAACGUGACGGAGGAAGGCUUUCAUAAGAGCUACUUGUGACCAAUCAGGGCGCUCCGUUCCUCCCUGCGUGCUCCUGGUGUGUUGAUACAGAAAGGACAGCUUGCAUGGCUGACGGCUUCACCGGGCGCUACGACGCAUACACGCCGUUUUACCGUGUCGAGACCACGGGAAACAUGGUGGUCAACACCAUCCACUGGUUCAGGAAGGGACUUCGGCUGCACGACAACCCGUCGCUGAGGGACUCCAUCCGGGGAGCGGACACGCUGCGCUGCAUCUACAUCCUGGACCCCUGGUUCGCAGGCUCCUCCAACGUGGGGAUAAACCGGUGGAGGUUUUUGUUGCAAUGUCUCGAGGAUCUGGAUGCCAGUCUGCGCAAACUCAACUCCCGCUUGUUUGUCAUCAGAGGCCAGCCUACAGAUGUCUUCCCUCGAAUUUUUAAGGAAUGGCAAAUCACCCGCAUGUCAUAUGAAUAUGACUCUGAGCCAUUUGGCAAGGAACGGGAUGCAGCCAUCCAAAAACUGGCUAGCGAAGCUGGUGUGGAGGUCAUGGUGCAGAUUUCUCACACCCUCUACAGUCUGGACAAGAUCAUGGAACUCAAUGGUGGCCAACCUCCUCUCACCUACAAGCACUUCCAGGCCCUCAUCAACCAUAUGGAUCCCGUCGAGCUGCCUGCAGAGACAAUCACAUCAGACGUCAUGAAAACAUGUGCCACACCAAUCAGUGAGGACCAUGAUGAAAAGUUUGGGGUGCCGUCUCUGGAGGAGCUUGGUUUUGAAACAGAGGGCCUGACCACAGCAGUGUGGCCUGGUGGAGAAACGGAGGGGCUCAUGAGGUUAGAGCGCCACCUGGAGCGAAAGGCAUGGGUGGCAAACUUUGAGCGGCCACGUAUGAACGCUAACUCCCUGCUGGCCAGUCCCACAGGCCUCAGCCCCUACCUGCGCUUCGGAUGUCUCUCCUGCCGUCUCUUUUAUUUCAAGCUCACUGAUCUGUACAGGAAGGUAAAGAAGAACAGCACCCCGCCACUCUCCUUGUACGGCCAGCUGUUGUGGCGGGAGUUCUUCUAUACGACCGCUGCUAACAACCCUUGCUUUGACAAGAUGGAGGGGAACCCUGUGUGCGUCCAGAUCCCCUGGGACAGAAACCCAGAGGCACUGGCCAAGUGGGCAGAAGGACAGACAGGGUUCCCUUGGAUAGAUGCAAUUAUGACCCAACUGAGACAGGAAGGCUGGAUCCACCAUUUGGCGAGACACGCUGUGGCAUGCUUCCUCACCAGGGGAGACCUCUGGAUCAGCUGGGAGGAAGGGAUGAAGGUCUUUGAAGAACUGCUGCUGGAUGCAGACUGGAGUGUAAAUGCUGGCAGCUGGAUGUGGCUCUCCUGCAGUUCAUUUUUCCAGCAGUUCUUCCACUGCUAUUGCCCAGUUGGAUUUGGACGACGCACUGACCCCAGCGGGGACUACAUACGGCGCUAUUUGCCCGUAUUAAGAGGUUUUCCAGCCAGAUACAUUUAUGAUCCAUGGAAUGCCCCAGAGGAAGUGCAGAAGGCAGCCAAGUGUGUCAUAGGACUCCACUACCCCAAGCCCAUGGUGCACCAUGCAGAGGCCAGCCGCGUCAACAUAGAGCGGAUGAAGCAGAUUUACCAGCAGCUUUCCUGCUACAGGGGACUAGGUCUGCUGGCGAUGGUACCGUCCAACAAUGGUUCAAAUGGCAGUAAUGUUCCAGGAAUCAACACAGAGAGCCGUCAAGGUCAUGAAGACCGGUCCAUUAAGGAGGGAGUACCUCAUUUCGAAAGACAAAGCACACAGAAGCGGCGCCAUGAAGAAGCUCCAUCAGAAAUCAGCUCUAAAUGCUGGCGGCAGAGCAAAUAGAAUAGAGAAUACGCAGGGCCUCCCUAGUUGCUCUGUAGCCAGUGUGGUAGCAACUUGUCCUGCAACGCCCUCAGCAACACACAGGAACAAUCAAACGUGGGAUUUGGGUCUCACUCUUUGUCUAAGUUGGACUGGACAGUGUUCUGUCAUCAGUAUUUUGUAUAUAUUGUGGAAGACACAUCACUCGUCUCAGGAACAGAAGUAGGAAAUGAGAAUGGUCCAAAUGGUUAACGUGAACUAACCCUUCAGCAGCUGAUCUACAAAGUCUUCAAAUCAGGGUGUUGUGAGCCCACCUGUUGUCUUCCAGUACAGCAAAUCACUGCACGAGUGGUGAAAGCGCCAUAUGUCUUGUUCUUUUCCCUUUUAAACACCCACAUGACCAGUUUAAAAUAGGUGGUAAGGAAGCAGACUGUGUAUGCAGUAUUUAGUGCAGCUUUAAUUCUCAUAGUGAUCCUUGUCCUAAUGGCCUGCCUGGCUGGUCCUCCACACUAUAAUGCGGACCAACUGAGUUAUGGAAACCUAUAAUACAGGGAGUUACCUGUAGAUCAUGUUAACAGCUCACCCAUGAAUAUACAGUGAACUAAUAAAGAAGAGACGUAGAAGAAAGAAUAUGGAUAAGAGCCACAUUUGUCAAAAACAAGCUCCUCAUAUCAAGAAUAAGUCACACUGUCAAUAAUGUAAAUAAUGUAUGAGCAUUUUUACAAGGAUUUAUUUCAGAGCGGUGUGAUGUACAGUAGUAAAGAAUUCCAGGAGCAGGACUGUCAGACAUAAAAAGGCUGUCGUAUUUUGCAAAUAUUUAUUGUUUGGAUUUUCCACUUUUGUAUAUUUGGAACAGCUGCUUGUGUAAAUAAUGUGUUACCAAAACUCAAAGUUCUCCCGUGGUUGCAUGUGCUUUGUCUCCCAUGUGAUCAUUGAUCUAUUAUUUUUGUAUAAAUGAUCGAUUUUAACUGUGUUGAAAUGGUAAUAAAACACGGAAAAACUU